Haliotis rubra (blacklip abalone) is the source of this 3598-nucleotide messenger RNA. RefSeq names its product peroxisomal membrane protein PMP34-like. Gene Ontology annotation, molecular function: NAD transmembrane transporter activity; ATP transmembrane transporter activity; coenzyme A transmembrane transporter activity. Gene Ontology annotation, biological process: transmembrane transport. The transcript has 9 exons. The record is from RefSeq and is a predicted model, not a curated record. The coding region runs from base 263 to 1303 and encodes 346 amino acids. Gene Ontology annotation, cellular component: peroxisomal membrane. NCBI's taxonomy places the organism in Eukaryota, Metazoa, Mollusca, Gastropoda, Lepetellida, Haliotidae.
GUGAUGUUUGCAAUAUUUUCGUCAGUUAUGAGCACCGAUAGGAGACAGUAAAACGAUAAAUACAUAUUUACUAAUCAUCAAGGGUUCUCUGUAAUACUCAACUCGUUCCCAAAGAAAUAUUUUCCUAAAAUUAAAGGACUACACGGGUGUGUGGUCUAUGCAUACACGAAAAGUACCAGUGAGUUCAGGAGCAGACUGGGUUUGAUAAGCGGUACAGUUGACGCCGGCCUGUCAACAUUAAAAACGUGUGACCUGCUCUACCAUGAACAUAGGGGGAUAUCCGGUUCCUGUUUCAAUCAGGUUAUGUUCGUCUGCUGUAGCUCCUAAAGUUGAACUUGAGCUGAAAAAUGGAGUGACGAAAAUGAUCCACGCAGGAGCUUUGUCAAAGCUGUUCUCGUAUUCAAACCUUGUACAUGCUGUUUCAGGUGCCGUGGGAAGUGUGGUCGCCAUUACUGUCUUCUUCCCCUUGGACACAGCUCGGACCCGACUUCAAAUUGAUGAUCAGCGAGAGUCCAAGCACACGCCUCAAGUGAUAGGUGAUAUCAUUAAAGAAGAGGGAAUCCAUGGCAUAUACCGGGGAUGGUUCUCAGUCGUGUCGUCCCUAUGCCUGUCCAACUUUGUGUAUUUCUACACAUAUAAUGGCCUAAAGAGUGUUUUCAUUGGACCAGGAGAGAAAGCUGCACCAAGCAAGGAUCUGUUCCUCGGAUUUGUCUCGGGAAUUGUCAAUGUCUUAAUGACGACUCCUCUCUGGGUUGUCAACACACGUAUAAAGCUGCAGGGGGCUAAACUCCACACCAAGAAGUAUGAGGAGCACACGACACAGCAUUACAAGGGUAUCUGGGACUGCCUGACAAAGAUCGUGAAGGCUGAGGGUGUGUUGGGUCUGUGGAAUGGCACCAUGCCCUCCCUGCUCCUGGCUUCCAACCCAGCUAUACAGUUCAUGGUGUAUGAGUUCAUCAAACGAUACUUCCAGAAGCUUUUCAGAACUCCAGAGUUGAGUGGUUUCCUCUACUUUGUGAUUGGUGCAAUAGCAAAGGCAGCAGCCACAGUCUUAACUUACCCUCUGCAAGUCAUCCAGUCACGCCUCAGGGCCGGAUUUUCCAAACUGGAAUCCACACAGUCUAUUCUACAGAAUCUUCAUCAUCUCGUCAGGACACAGGGCAUACAAGCGUUGUACAAGGGGAUGGAGACGAAGCUGAUACAGACCGUGCUCACUGCAGCUCUCAUGUUUCUCACUUAUGAGAAAAUAGCAGCGUUUAUAUUCCGCUUGAUGGGCGUGGCUCCAACAAUGCCAAAGAGAUGAUGACACUGGUUCUUAGUCAACAACAGUUGUUUCGUUGUUAUGUCUGGCAUUUUACUCCUCUCGUUAUAUAGUUUUAAUUAUACGUUUCUUCCAUUUUACUAAUCUGUAUAUUUUAGACAAGUUGACAUUUAGUAAGCAUUUAGAUAAUAUUUAUGAACUUGGUCAAGUGUUUUAAGAAGAAGGUUCACGUUUGCCUAUUUCCACUUCUACCUCCAAAGGAAUGACUCUUGAGUUGUUCCUUACAUCUUGGGGCCAGGUGCCUGGUUACUGAUAUAUUGGCAGUGAAAGCCUGACAAAUUUUAUUCGUCGUUUUAUGGCAAAUUUCCUCAAAAACAUUUUCCAAGGUUUUAACAAAAAUAUGAACAAACAGAUGUUUACAAGCAUCAAUUUUCAGUCGAACACAUCAUUUUGUGUGUGUGUGUGCAAAAUUUAUGAAGGCAUUUCUGAAAAACAAGAAAAUAAUUUGGUCUGAUCUGUUUCUCAAUCUUACUGUUGAAGGAACUGAGGCUUUGAGAUAAUGAUACAAUUACAUACCAAAAGUUAUUCUUUAGUUGUUAGUGUUUGGCAUUUCGUAGUGGUUUGCUAGUGAGUCUCCUUGCAACAUUGUCUUCCUGAUGAGAAUAUAACCUUACUCGUUCACUCGUACACUUCCCACAGUACAGUUGCACAAAUCUACCAGCUUCUCGGUAAACAUUUUACUGUAUAUUUUAUCUCACAAAGUUUUAAACAUUUUUCUUUUCAAACCUAAUUAUUGGUAUUGAUGUGAGUGAUCCCAGUGGGGAACACCUUAUUCUGGAGUGGUCAGUUUCAGCAGUUUUUUUGUGGAGCACUGACUCUCUAGGCUGCACCAAAGAUCCUUCAUUUCUAGAGGUCAGUUUAAUGUACUUGGCCCUGGAACAGAACCCACGGCCUAAGACAAUUUAGCAUUAUGACUGCUCCCAUAAUGUGGCAUGGACAGGUGUUGUAGUGCUAAGAUCACCAGUCAGUAGGGAGAUGAUUCACUGUUCCCUGAGAACUAGUUACAUAUGUGAUUAUCAUAUCUACCUGUGAUAUAUGAACUGUGUCUGUGGAGGGAGAGGAAGGCUGUGCCUUACAAUAGUAUCAUGGUAUGGGGUCGGUGGGGUAGUCUAGUGGUUAAAGCGUUGGCACAUCAUGCUGAAGACCCUGGUUUGAUUCCCUACAUGGUACAUAGUGUGAAGACCAUUUCUGGUGUCCCCUGCCGUGAUGUUGCAGGAAUAUUGCUAAAAGCGGGGCAAAACCCAACUCACUCACUCACUUGCUAUUAUGGUAUUGACAUGCUCUGAUCAUGCAUAUAUGUAUGCACUUCACGUGUAACUGAUCGUUACUGAACCAAACAUGCAUGCAUAAGCCUCUGGGACUGUUAAUCAUUCUGUGGUACAGGUGUCGUCUACAGUGACAUCUGUAUCAUGAGAUGCACUGUAAUUAUUCUUGAUCAUUCUCUUUACAGUACAGGGUAGUUAUUUCACAUUCUCUCACUAAACAUACAUUUAUGUAGGACAGUACUCAGUAACAAUUUCCCAUACUGAUCCAUACCUGCUUUCAUGUACUACAGUAUCAGGAUCUAACGCUGUUAAGAGGCGGUGGGGUAGCCUAAUGGUUUAAACGUUGGCUCGUCACGCCGAAGGCCCGGGUUCGAAUCCCCACAUUGGUACAAUGUGUGAAGCCCAUUUCUGGUGUCCCCCGCCGUGUUGUUGCUGGAAUAUUGCUAAAAGCGGCGUAAAACCAAACUCAGUCAGUCAGUCUAAUGCUGUAAUCCACUCACGCACCAGUGUACUACAUGUGUGAUGCAUGUGAGGUAUCCAUGCCCAUAUAUAGACAUACAGUCAGAGCACGUGGUUUGUGAUACAAGGAUAGAUAGCUACCCUAUGGGUUGUAGUGUAUGGGGAAAAGUCAUUGAUUGUGAUUUUUUUCCAAGAGAAAUUGCUCAAAUUUGAAGUGUUGAACAUAUCAUUACUACAUGUAAACAGCCUUGUGUUAUUAUUGUCCCAUUGUUUACACUGUCUGCGCUACUGUUUCUUGCCAUUGUAUGUACACAACAUGUUAUUGGUCUGAGGAGGAUAAGCAAGCCUUGUGUGGUGCAUGUAGGCUGUAAGAGGUUUGGAAACUCAAAACUCUCCAAAUCCCUUGAAUGUUUUGCUGGCAGUAUUGCCAUGAAAUGUGAAAUGAAAUGCUUUUUUUUACAAACAUUAACAUGAUACAUCAAUAUUUCCAUAUUUGGACACAGAUAAAUUCCAAGGUGAAAACAUGAGAUUAUUUUCGGUACAGAAUAAAGUU